Molecule: messenger RNA, 3894 nt
Organism: Leishmania mexicana MHOM/GT/2001/U1103
Lineage: Eukaryota; Euglenozoa; Kinetoplastea; Trypanosomatida; Trypanosomatidae
Product: putative protein kinase
Exons: 1
Coding region: 1-3894 (1297 amino acids)
Biological process (GO): protein phosphorylation
Molecular function (GO): protein kinase activity; ATP binding
Source: RefSeq, a predicted model, not a curated record
AUGCCCUUGCCGGAGGCAGUGCGGCAUUGGAACGCCGUCUGCUGUCAUCGUCACCGGCUGUUACUCUUGCGCCACAUGGAGGAGCGAUACAUCGAGCUGGACUUGUUCACGGGGGCAUCGCUUGAUGGCGUUCAUCUGGAUGCCGACAUGAAGGCGGUGGCAUCAGCGGAGAUUCUGGACUCAACAUCGUCUUUGGACGACUCGGCUCACAGUAUCCACUCGUCCGCCAGUGACGGCAGCGGCACUGAGGUUAGCCGUGACAGCUGUACUAGCAUCUCUGCUGCGAAUCGUGACGGGCUGCCGCGUGCCGUACUGUCGCUGACAACACAGCGCUAUGAGACACUGAUCAUGCAGACGACACUGUCCCGCUCCCCCGCGAAGACCGCCAAGGAGAGGAAGACAAGGAGGGCAGCGCUGGCCGCUCCGGCACGGAAAGCAGCUCACACGUGCCUAGGAAAGCUGGCUGCACCAGCGAUUCAGCUUGACCUGGCAUGGCACACACCCAGACAACGAGCGCACAAAGACCUUUCCUUCUCCGAUGCCGAGGAUGAAGUUGUGGUGGAGAGACAGCAGGGCGAAGCGGAGCUGCUUGCCGCGUCUCAAGGGCCGGCUGCGCGAUCAUUCUCGUCGAUCAGCAGCGAGAAGACGUUGCACCACAGUAGCACCAGUACAUCGGACAUCGACAUGGACGUCAUGGCGGGCCGCAAGCAACUCCCCCCGCAGUACCACUUUCUCCGCGCUGUCAGUCCUGCACCGUCGUCAUCGGCCACGUCGGCAACCUCGCCGAGAGUCAUCCGCAAUGAACCAACGAAGCUGUCGAGCGAAAAGCCUGCGAGGCACAAAUGUGCGGGCACUGACAGGAGUGCUGGGUCAUCUGCAGGGCGCGAAGCAGAGCCGCAUGAAAUCCCAGUGCGGUGCGGACCGGGGGGAUGCGUGUACAGAGCAGUGACUGCAACGCUGGACAGCUUUGCCGCCGCCGGAAACGGCGAAGCGGCGCCUCCGCAGUUUCUUCUCCUCCUCCAGCUGCCUCUCCCUCUUGUGGAGGCGUUCUGGGUGAGACUCCCAUCCGCCUCCGCAUUGGGGAGCUCACAGAACGGCGGGGACGCUGCGGGUCGGUGCUGCACAGGUGAGCGGUCUAUGUCCGCAGUCGAGCUGCGACGUGUGCCAUGGCUUCCGCGUGACGCUUGCAGCCUUAGGGUUGUCGAACUUGCUGUUGCUGCACCGAUAAGCGCCUCCGGCGUAUCGGAGGCGCGAACGACUCUGCGUGGGUUUCUCCUUGAGGCGUCAGAUGUACCCUCGGCGCGGAGUGAGAUGUCUACCAGGUUUCCGCGUGUCUUUCGUGUGCUUUCUGCCUAUGACGUGCUUAGCGCUAGGAGUGCAGCUGCGCGUAGCGCCUGGCUUGCGCGCAAUACACGGGGUAACCACGGGCCAUUUAGCGCCUCGUCCGAUGCAGGGGAGCGCGAGCAGGCUGCUGCAGCGGCAGCAGCCCCGGGGCAUCGCAACGGCACUCGCGCCGUGCACACCAAGAGCUUUUCCACAUCCUUUCUCUACGAGAACCCAAAGAGGAGCAGCAGCGUCGCUCAGAUCAUCAGCCCGCCGCCGCGUCACUACAUCCCGGCAGCCAGUUUCUUUGACGAAAGCUUCGAGCCGCUCAUGCUGCUUGGCCGCGGCGUCGGUGGGGCGGUGCUGCUCGCGCGGCAUCGCGUCACCGGUGUCUUUUACGCCAUCAAGGUGCUGGUCGCCCGCGACUACGAGACUGAGCGCGAUAUUCUGCAGGAGGUGCGGAUUCAUGCGAUGUUAGAGAAUCGUUACCUGGUGCGCUACCACACUUGCUGGUCCGAGGUCAUUUCCCCCGCUCGUGCGCAGCAGCUAGCGUUCAUCGGUGUGUGCCACCCGUACGAGGCGAAUUUGGGGGGCUGCAGGCGAUUCAGCUCCGCAUCCUCCUCCUCGCCCGCGACGACUCGACAGAAUGCGCGGGGCGGCACCCCGCAUUCUCCCACCAACCCAGACGGAGACACUCUCAGGAGGUCGCAGUCCCGCACUGCAGCUGGCGGGUGGCAUCACCUGAUACUCCCAAGCCUUUCGAGGAUGAUGCUUGUGGGAAGCAGUUCAACAAGUGAGACGGUAACACCGGAAAAGACGCCGAUGCAGUCGCGCCCGCGACUCCGCGGCGGCGACCUGAGGCGACGCAUCGUGGAUGAAUGCGCGGACGAUUCGACUGACGACGACGGAGACGCGGUGCUUGUUGCGCAGGUGGUGAAGCGGCGGGGUACAGCAGGUGAUGGUUUCAGGCACUCCGGUGCCGACAUCUCUCCGUCUACAAAGAUAGGGUCGCAGCUAUCACGGCGCCCUCUCACCUUUUCCUCGACGUCUUCUGCGUCUGCGUGGGGCACGCGUGCUCCCCUCACUUCGCAUCGGCUACGCAAGCAGCUGAGGACCACCUCUGUCCUCAUCUCCGGCCCUUCCUCUGCGGCCUCGGAUGGCGUGAGUGGCACCACUGUUCAGGACGGUGCCGACAACGAAGGAGAAGAUUUCGAGUCCAUCUGGGAUGACGCGCAAGGGUGUGACAGCGGCCGUAGCGAGUGUAGCGGCGACGGCUACGGCAGCAGCCAGCGGCCUGAGGAGAACACCAUCAUUGGCACACGCGUGGUGUUCCUGCAGAUGGAGCUGUGCCAGGGAACUCUUGCGCAGUACCUGGCUUCUCGCACUUCCAUUGAUCGCGUGGAGAACUUGAUCAUCGCCGUGCAAAUCGUGGCGGGGCUUCGGUACCUGCACCAUCGCGGCAUCCUGCACCGUGACGUCAAGCCGACGAAUGUCUUCAUGAAUUACCGGUGCCAGUACCACAAGGAAGUCUACCAGACGAACUCGUCGAGCACGAGCGGUGUUGAUGACAGCUCUGAGGAUGAGGAUGGCACGGGGAGUUUCUGGAGGUUUCCAGGGUCGGCGGCCUCUCAGUGUGUCGCUUCGACAGCAGGGAACGGCGAUGGUAAGAAUGAUGGCUGCGUACCUUCCCCGUCUUCAGCCCUCACCUUGUGUCGGCGUCACCCGAGCUCCUGUCCGCCGGAGAUUCCGUCCAGUGGCGGCAGCCCGAGUGUGUCUUGUGCACCGCGGCGAUCUUCUAUUGUGCCCCUCGGCAUGCAGGAGCUGUUUCGUGCUGCCUCCUCUCUCUCACCUGGCUGGAAAACGGAGAUGGCCACGGCUUCACUGGACAACUUGCCUUCAUGGGAUGGCGAGCGGGCAGCACUCGAUUUUGUCAUGCACCCGCCUCACCGCAUGGCUGCUGAGAUGCUGCAGGAGCGACUGCUUCGGCGGCAAGCACCACCACCGGCUCGCCAGCGCGCCCGCUCGAAGUACGAGGUGACGGAGGAGGAGGCGGCCCCCGCGGGUGCGACUAUGCCGCUACUGCAGUCCGAUGGUGGUCGACACUUUCUUCGCCGUCUAGCAAGUUGGCUGCUCCACCGCUUCGUGCACGUACAGCUGGGCGAUUUGGGACUCGCUAAGUUCUUGUACCAGCAGGAGAUGCGCGUGGACGACUUUGUGUCUAUGAACGCGAUCAACACGAUCGGCGUCGGCUCCCCGCUCUACGCGAGCCCAGAGCAGCUCAAGGGCAACCGGUGCACACCUGCCUCGGACGCCUUCUCGGUUGGCGUUGUGCUAGCGGAGAUGUACCUUCAGCCCAAGACCAUCGCGGAGCGCUUGACGGUGCUGCGUGAGGUACGCGAGGGGGUCUACCGCGACAAGGUGCUGCUUGCCCAGUUCCCUGAGCUGAGGCUGGUGCGUCGCUUAACUGAGACUCAGCCAGAGCGCCGCAUGACACUCGCAGCCGUCCACAGAGCUCUCAGAUCCUUUCUCGAACAGGCACUACAGGACGAGUUGUACCGCCACUACGAGUAG